This is a messenger RNA of Eutrema salsugineum, 1355 nucleotides long. Its product is annotated as protein CUP-SHAPED COTYLEDON 3. NCBI's taxonomy places the organism in Eukaryota, Viridiplantae, Streptophyta, Magnoliopsida, Brassicales, Brassicaceae. Gene Ontology annotation, biological process: regulation of DNA-templated transcription. The transcript is spliced from 3 exons. The record is from RefSeq and is a predicted model, not a curated record. Gene Ontology annotation, molecular function: DNA binding. The coding region runs from base 229 to 1182 and encodes 317 amino acids.
UUUCUUCUUCCAUGUGAGUAAGCCCAAUCUCUUACGCUAUACAUAUAUUUCAUAUAUAGACCUUGUUAUUUCUCUUCUUUCAAAUUCCUCCUUUAGGUCAUUGAUUUUUGAAAUAAAACAUUUUUUGAACGUGAGGAUCGAUGUCCUUCCAUAUUCUAAUGGAUGGUGAAUCUUAGACACUUAGCUAGGUAUUUGAAGCAGAUAUAAAAGGUAUUUGGAUUUGGAGUAAUGGAACAAGGAGAUCAGCAGCAGCAGAAGAAAAAAGAAGAAGCUUUGCCUCCGGGUUUCAGGUUUCAUCCAACGGAUGAGGAGCUAAUUUCGUAUUAUUUAGUUAAUAAGAUCGCCGAUCAAAACUUCACCGGAAAAGCAAUCGCCGACGUUGAUCUCAACAAGUCAGAGCCGUGGGAGCUUCCUGAUAAGGCGAAAAUGGUAGGAAAAGAAUGGUACUUUUUUAGCCUACGCGACAGAAAGUACCCGACGGGAGUGAGAACAAAUCGGGCGACAAAUACAGGAUAUUGGAAAACCACAGGAAAAGACAAAGAGAUAUUUAAUAGCACAACCUCGGAGUUGGUCGGAAUGAAGAAGACUUUGGUCUUCUACAGAGGAAGAGCUCCUCGAGGUGAGAAGACAAGUUGGGUCAUGCAUGAAUAUCGACUUCACUCCAAGUCCUCCUAUAGAACCUCCAAGCAAGACGAAUGGGUGGUGUGUAGAGUGUUCAAGAAAACAGAAGCAACCAAGAAAUACAUAAGCAAUAGUAGCAGCAGCACAAGUCAACAUAACCAAAACCACACAAGAUCCUCAUUACUAUCAACCAACAACAACAACAACCCUAAUUACUCAUCAGACCUCCUUCAGCUCCCACCACAUCUACAACCACAUUCCAGCCUUAAUAUCAACCACACCCUCAUGGCUAACGCCGUUCACCUAGCUGAGCUCUCUAGAGUCUUCCGUGCUUCCACAAGCAGCAACAUGGACUCUUCUCAGCAGUUAAUGAGCUACACACACAUGCCUGUCUCAGGGCUCAAUCUCAACCUUGGUGGUGGAUUGGUCCAGCCUCCCCCUCCUACUGUGUCGCUGGAGGAUGUUGUCGCGGUUAGUGCUUCGUUCAAUGGCGAAAACGGGUUUGGAAAUGUGGAAAUGAGCCAGUGCAUGGACUUGGAUGGAUACUGGCCAUCUUAUUGAUUAGUAAUUAUCAGUUUAAAUUAUGGUUUUUAAUGUUGUUGGUUUGAGGAAGAAACUAGAAAGUUUCAUUUACUUGGUUGGUAAUACUUUUUUUUUGUUUUUGUUUUUGUUAUUGCAUUGUUACGUUUAGCUAUUCAUCAUAAAAUUGAUUAAGAAUCAGACUAGUCAAACCA